AUGGCGGAGCGAGGGAGAAGGCUUCUCUUACUGGAACAGAGGAAUCAGAACCUGGUGAGCAUCCUUCGGAAUAAUAAUAAUAAUAAUGUUGCUGUUGUUUAGUCGUUUAGUCGUGUCCGACUCUUCAUGACCCCAUGGACCAGAGCACGCCAGGCACACCUGUCUUCCACUGCCUUGACCACAGUUUGGUCAAACUCAUGCUGGUAGCUUCGAGAACACCAUCCAACCAUCUCGUCCUCUGUCAUCCUUGUGCCCUCCAUCUUUCCCAACAUCAGGGUCUUUUCCAGGGAGUCUUCUCUUCUCAUGAGGUGGCCAAAGUCUUGGAGCCUCAGCUUCAGGAUCUGUCCUUCCAGUGAGCACUCAGGGCUGAUUUCCUUCAGCAUGGAGAGGUUUGAUCUUCUUGCAGUCCAUGGGACUCUCAAGAGUCUCCUCCAGCACCAGAAUUCAAAAGCAUCCAUUCUUUGGCGAUCAGCCUUCUUUAUGGUCCAGCUCUCACUUCCAUACUUCACUACUGGGAAAACCAUGGCUUUAACUAUACGGACCUUUCUUGGCAAGGUGAUGUCUCUGCUUUUUAAGAUGCUGAAUAAUAAUAAUAAUAAUGUAUUAUUUGUACCCGCCCAUCUGGCUGGGUUUUCCCCAGCCACUCUGGGCGGCUUCCAAGAAAGAUUAAAAAUACAUUACAAUGUCACACAUUAAAAACUUCCCUAAAGACGGGUGCCUUCAGAUGUCUUCUAAAUGUCAGGUAGUUGUUUAUCUCUUUGACAUCUGAUGGGAGGGCGUUCCACAGGGCGGGUGCCACCACCGAGGUUUAACCAUCUGUGGUUUAACCAUCCACGUCCCCCCAAUAGCCACAUACUGUCAUAUAUAAAAGGAUGCUAAAUAUGGACAUCAGGUUUCAGCAAAUGUUUGAGCAUUCAAGGAAUAAUUGAGGGUAUUCAACAUCAGCUUUAUCAGCUGAACGUUUCGGAGGGAAAUCUGGAAACAAAUUUAUUACAGCAAAGAAUAUAUAUAUUUUUGAGAAAGGUGUUAUGGGAUCUCAUGUUUCCUCUCCUGUUCAUUGUUUAUUUUUUUCAAUUUUCCUACAGAUGGAAAAGAUCAGAUCCCUUCAGAAAGCCAACGCAAACUUGCGGCAAAUGGUGAGCACCGUAAAACAGCUCAGAGGGAUAAGGGGAGAGAAAAGGCGCUUUAAGGGAUGCGGGUGGCGCUGUGGGUUAAACCACAAAGCCUAGGACUUGCCGAUCAAAAGGUUGGCGGUUCGAAUCCCCGCGAUGGGGUGAGCUCCUGUUGCUCGGUCCCUGCUCCUGCCAACCUAGCAGUUCGAAAGCACGUCAAAGUGCAAGUAGAUAAAUAGGUACCGCUCCGGCGGGAAGGUAAACAGCGUUUCCGUGCACUGCUCUGGUUCACCAGAAGCGGCUUAGUCCUGCUGGCCACAUGACCCGGAAGCUGUACGCCGGCUCCCUUGGCCAGUAAAGCGAGAUGAGCGCCGCAACCCCAGAGUCGGUCCCGACUGGACCUAAUGGUCAGGGGUCCCUUUACCUUUACCUUUAAGAGGCCUCUUGGCAUACCAUGAGUGGCAGAUCUAUAGCUUAGCAGUGGAACAUCUGCUUUGCAAGCAGAAGGUCACAGGUCUCAUCCUGGCAGCAUCUCUAGGCAAAGCUGGGAGAGAAGCCAGAGUGUAACCCCAGAGAUCUGUAGAGACAAUACAGUACCUCUGGUUACAUACGCUUCAGGUUACAGACUCAGCUAACCCAGAUAUAGUACCUCAGGUUAAGAACUUUGCUUCAGGAUGAGAACAGAAAUUGUGCUCCUGCGGCGCGGCGGCAGCAGGAGGUCCCAUUAGCUAAAGUGGUGCUUCAGGUUAAGAACAGUUUCAGCUUAAGAACGAACCUCCGGAACGAAUUAAGUACUUAACCUGAGGUACCACUGUACUGAGCCAGGUGGAGAAACAGUCAGACUUGGUAGAAGAAGAGUUUGGAUUUGAUAUCCCGCCUUUCACUCCCCUUCAGGAGUCUCAAAGCGGCUAACAUUCUCCUUUCCCUUCCUCCCCCACAACAAACACUCUGUGAGGUGAGUGGGGCUGAGAGACUUCAGAGAAGUGUGACUGGCCCAAGGUCACCCAGCAGCUGCAUGUGGAGGAGUGGAGACUCGAACCCGGUUCUCCAGAUUACGAGACUACCGCUCUUAACCACUACACCACACUGGCUCUCUGGCUCACCACACUGGUACAAGUCAGCUUAUGGCAGAGACAUUGCUUCCUGUCAUUUCGGUCACUGGGGCACAUAGGAGCCACAUCCCAGGGGCCGUAGGGGCCUAAACCCCCACAAUAAAAUAUUUGAGUGGCCCGGGGGCCCACAAAGUGGAUGGGCAGCCCCAUUAAAAUGGUGUGUGCGCACUGCGUCAUGUGAUCAAUUAUGUGCUGUGGAGCUUACCUGGGCCCCCACAAUACUUCAUUCAAGUUGGCAGCCCUGCUGGGGCAACACCUCUUUGGUUGUUCCUCGUGAGAGCAGCCGCCGAGACCACAUAACACUGGUCUUGAAAGACCUACAUUGGCUCCCAGUACGUUUCUGAGCACGAUUCAAAGUGUUGGUGCUGACCUUUAAAGCCCUAAACGGCCUCAAAGGCCCAGUAUACCUGAAGGAGCGUCUCCACCCCCAUCGUUCAGCCUGAGGUCCAGCUCCGAGGGCCUUCUGGCGGUUGCCUCCCUGCGAGAAGUGAGGUUACAGGGAAUCAAGCAGAAGGCCUUGUCAGUGGUGGCACCUGUCCUUUGGAACGCCCUCCCGUCAGAUGUCAAGGAAAUAAACAACCUGGCUUUUAGAAGACACCUGAAGGCAGCAGUGUUUAAGGAAGUUUUUAAGGUUUGAUGUUUUAUCACAUUAUUAUUAUUAUUAUUAUUAUUAUUAUUAUUAUUCUGUUGGGAGGCACCCAGAGUGGCUGGGGAAACCCAGCCAGUUGGGCAGGGUAUAAACGAUAAAUUAUUAUUACUAUUAUUAUUAUUAUUAUUAUUAUUAUUAUUCCUGGAUCGCUGUGUCCAGGGGAGGCUGGUCCAUCUCGAUGAAGAGGAAAUUCCCACCAACCUGCUUUCUUACACCUCCCUUCACUCGGGGUGAUUUUGCCCAUCAUUGGCUCUCUGGCUCCACCUAGUGUUGAUCUCCCUGCCUUCCACCCUAUCUGCCCCAGGGGGUGCCAGCUACCACUGCUAGCACCCCUCAGCUCAAAGCCCAGUGACUGUAGCAUCAGCCAUUAUAAGCUGGACAGCUGGUUCAAGUUAUUUGGCUGCCUGAAGCAAAGGACAAGAUGGCACCCGCUGCCCAUGCCACUUGUAGAAGCCAGCCGGAUGGCCAUUGAAUCCCACCUGGACUUUGGCUGCAGGUUGGCAUCUUUCACUGCAUCCGAGGUGGGAAGGGUCUCCAUCGCCACCACGUGCUCCACAUCAAUACCUGCUGCCAGAGGCAGACUCCUCACUCUUUCUUACAACAGGGCUGGCCCUCAUCAGCAGAGAUUUUAUCUGUGGGAAUGUUAAGGAUAGUGUUAUUGUUUAGUCGUUUAGUCGUGUCCAACUCUUCAUGACCCCAUGGACCAGAGUAUGCCAGGCACUCCUGUCUUCCACUGCCUCCCGCAGUUUGGUCAAACUCAUCUUAGUAGCGUCGAGAACACUGUCCAACCAUCUCUUCUCUGUCAUCCCCUUCUCCUUGUGCCCUCCAUCUUUCCCAGCAUCAGGGUCUUUUCCAGGGAGUCUUCUCUUCUCAUGAGGUGGCCAAAGUCUUGGAGCCUCAGCUUCAGGAUCUGUCCUUCCAGUGAGCACUCAGGGCUGAUUUCCUUCAGAAUGGAUCGGUUUGAUCUUCUUGCAGUCCAUGGGACUCUCAAGACUCUCCUCCAGCACCAUAAUUCAUAAGCAUCCAUUCUUCGGCGAUCAGCCUUCUUUAUACUCCAGCUCUCACUUCCAUACAUCACUACUGGGAAAACCAUAGCUUUAACUAUAUGGACUUUUGUUGGCAAGGUGAUGUCUCUAUCCUUCCUUCACUCAUGCUAGUAAGUGAUGUAGCAGAGCAGAUUUCCCUCAAAAUAGCUGGAGGUUAGUUUGGAGAUUUGUUUGAAUCUCUUAAAUGUAAAAGUAAAGGGACCCCUGACCAUUAGGUCCAGUCGUGGCCGACUCUGGGGUUGUGGCGCUCAUCUCGCUUUAUUGGCUGAGGGAGCCGGCGUACAGCUUCCGGUUCAUGUGGCCAGCAUGACUAAGCCGCUUCUGGCGAACCAGAGCAGUGCACGGAAACGCACAGAAUCUCUUAGUUAAGAUUAAUUUCCCUUUUGACCCCUCUUAAAAGAAUAAAGACACCAGAGUCUUUCUGUGUAAAGAAACAAAAAGCUCACUCACAUUUCAGUUCACGAUAUGAUCGCUGAAAGGCAGGCUUUUCUUAGUACAGUGGUACCUCAGGUUACAUACGCUUCAGGUUACAGACGCUUCAGGCUACAGAUUCUGCUAGCCCUGAAAUAGUACCUCAGGUUAAGAACUUUGCUUCAGGAUGAGAACAGAAAUCGUGCUCUGGGGGCGUGGCAGCAGCAGGAGACCCCAUUAGCUAAAGUGGUGCUUCAGGUUAAGAACAGUUUCAGGUUAAGAACGAACCUCUGGAACGAAUUAAGUACUUAACCCGAGGUACCACUGUAGUUACAUAAACAAAGUGAGUUCAUCUCAUGUGGAGACUGAACUCACACAGCAAAAUUACCGUACAUUUUUGUGCUAGCAGUGUGCUAGCAAUGGUAGCUGGCACUCCCUGGGGCAGAUAGGUUGGAAGGCAGGGAGGUCAACACUAGGUGGAGCCAGAGAACCAGUGAUGGGCAAAACCACCCCGAGUGAAGGGAGGUGUAAAUAAGAAAGCAGUAAGUAAGAGCGGCAUGGCAGCAAGAGAGAGAACGAGUCAACAGGAAGUCAAAACUAGACUGCAAGUGAGGAAAUGGCUGCAUGGCUCCGUUCUUUUAUGGAGUCAGCCAGAGCCACGCUCAUCUCCCAGAUGACAUGCAGGGGAAGGAAGUUCCACACCAGUGGAACAGAAAGUUACACUGACUUGAUGUCCUCCUGCUUGUUCCCAUGCUAGGGAAACAAGGAAUGUUGCAUUUGACUAUAGCAAUGGAUUACAUCUCACAUUAUCACUGUCUACCUUUCCGCAGGGCCUGCAAGACAGAGCUGUUCCGCCUGGCCUUUGGUUUGGACUCAGUCUGACCCUUAUGUUUCCCUCCCCUUAUGGUUUUGAUCUAUGGGCUACCGUAUUUUUUGCCCUAUAAGACUCGCUUUUUCCCUCCUAAAAGUAAGGGGAAAUGUGUGUGUGUCUUAUGGAGCGAAUGCAGGCUGCGCAGCUAUCCCAGAAGCCAGAACAGCAAGAGGGAUUGCUGCGUUUCACUGCGCAGCAAUCCCUCUUGCUGUUCUGGCUUCUGAGAUUCAGAAUAUUUUUUUUCUUGUUUUCCUCCUCCAAAAACUAGGUGCGUCCUAUGGUCUGGUGCAUCUUAUAGAGUGAAAAAUACGGUACUUUUAAAAUGAGGCUGCAUUUUAAAUUGCAUUUUAACCUGUAUUUUAAAUUGGUCCCCCCCCCCCAUUAUGUUUUUACUGUAAUUUUACUGUUGUUAGCCACCCUGACCCGGCUCUGGACGGGAAGGGCGGGGUAUAAAUAAAUUAUUAUUAUUAUUAUUAUUAUUAUUAUUAUUAUUAUUAACCAAGUUCCUCUUCUCCUGACCUUUGCAGAAUUCAAGGCUAAGGGAGGAAAAUGAAGGUGAGACGUUUUGCUUCCCUGCAAGAUUGGAAAGACCAGCCUCCUGGCUGCGGUGGGAGCAGAACCGGAUGGGCAGGGAAGCGACCGACUUGUUUUGAGGACCAGACUUGCGUAGACGAUUUGGUCCUGCCGUGGCGUCUUUCCCAUAAACCCAUGGAGAGGUUUGGUUCACCAGCUGAGCAUCCUGGUCAGGUCCUCCCCCUUCUCAACAGGUCAUCCAGGGCCGGACUUAACUUGAAGCUAUUUGCUAGGAUUCUCCCAACUCAGUUAAUUCCAAACUAGCUCUGGAUUUAGUGGGAAACGGGAGCAUCCCACCCACUGAUGCUAUUGGACUCCAACUCCCAUCAGCCCCUGGUCAGUGGUCAAGGGAAUGAUGGGAGCUGAAGUCCAGCAAUAUCCGGAGAGCAGCUUGCUCCAGACAGAUUCUUAGUUAAUAGUCACCAAUCUUGUCCUAGGAGAAUUUGCCUUUUUUUACUAUCUUUCCUUUCUCUCCUUCAGUUUUCAAGUCAACAGAAGAAAUCUUACUUAGGUAUUUCUGAUUUAUGUAUUUGCUUGUUUAUUGAUGUGGGGCAUUGUUAUGUACUGAGUUGAAUAGGAUCCAAAAGGCAGCAGUCUGAUUGGUCCUAGAACAAUAGGAUCCAGAAUGCAGCAGUCUGAUUGGUCCUAGAACAAUAGGACCCAGAAUGCAGCAGUCUGAUUGGUCCUAGAACAAUAGGACCCAGAAUGCAGCAGUCUGAUUGGUCCUAGAACAAUAGGACCCAGAAUGCAGCAGUCUGAUUGGUCCACAGGAGCCACCCAAUCCAGCUCCAGGUGGAAGUGAAUCCGCAACCUCAUUGGCCUACAGGUGAAUCCCGGAAUUAGCCAAUCACGUGGGGUCCAUUGUGUAAAUAACAUAUAUAAAGCAGACAUUCUGGGGGAACUUCCAUUCCUCCUCACCACUAUGAGCUGAAUAAAAAGCAUGAAAUCCACUCUCGACUCCCGAGUAUAUUUCAGGCAUCAACAUAAAAACCGCAAUAUAUAUAAUCAGAAUAAAAACAACAGCCCAAUAAAAUAUGCAUAUAUUUAAAAAUUCAAACUUAUAUGCUCUACAAAUGCACUUUAAGGGUGGGGGAACCAUACAUACGUUUAUUGAAAAUAUUAAUAUGUCACUUUUCAAGUCAAAAGAUUGGAAGCAGUUAGGGAUGAACUUUCAGGCGACAGUGUUAAUCCUAAAUGUGGGUGUCUGCUGCUGUCUUGCUGUCUGUAAGCAGGUCAAGGAAAACAGCAUCCACCCAUUAAAAGCCUUGGAUAUUUUUUUUAAGAGAAGGGGGGUGGGGAAAGGAAGAGGAGGAAUUGUGCUUCAGUGGUAGAGCUUUUAUCCUGAAGGUAAAGGUAAAGGGACCCCUGACCAAUAGGUCCAGUCAUGGCCGACUCCGGGGUUGCGGCGCUCAUCUCGCUUUACUGGCCGAGGGAGCUAGCGUACAGCUCCCGGGUCAUGUGGCCUUCCCGCCGGAGCGGUACCUAUUUAUCUACUUGCACUGGUGUGCUUUCGAACUGCUAGGUUGGCAGGAGCAGGGACUGAGCAACGGGAGCUCACCCUGUCGCAGGGAUUCGAACCGCCGACCUUCUGAUUGGCAAGUCCUAGGCUCUGUGGUUUAACCCACAGAGCCACCCACAGAGCCACUCUUCAGGAUAGAGUCCUGCCUAAAUCCUCGGAGAGCCACUGCCAGCCAGUGCAGGCAGUAUCAAGUUUGAUGGAUCAAUGAUCUGAACUCACACCUCUUUAUCCCUGCUGCCAGCCAGUGUAAACAUGGAGUGUUUGUCUUGCAUUUAUCCUGACUGGCUUGUGGGAUAUUUGCAUCUCUUCCUGUAAAUGUGCUUAUCAGAUUUUCAGUGCAUUGCCCAUCAAUUUCCAGACCACAGAAAGUCUAUUAUUAUUAUUAUUAUUAUUAUUAUUAUUAUUAUUAUUAUUACUGUAUUAUUAGUUUGCUGUUUUAUAGGCACUUCUAAGCUAUCAUUUAUUUGCAGGCGUAAUUCAGUCACACACCAGUCUGCUUAGAUUAAUUAAAGCGCUCUGUUGGCCUAGCACAACAAAUCCACUUUUUUAAAAUGACGUUAAGAAAGAAAGAAAGAAAGAAAGAAAGAAAGAAAGAAAGAAAGAAGUCAAGGUAGAUGUGGAGCAAAUGUUCCUUGCCGUGUAACCGCCCCGUCAACAAAUCGGAACAAAUGCUCAAUAAAAACCAGAUAGAAUAUACCGUAUUUUUUGCUCUAUAAGACUCACUUUUUCCCUCCUAAAAAGUAAGGGGAAAUGUGUGUCCGUCUUAUGGAGCGAAUGCAGGCUGCGCAGCUAUCCCAGAAGCCAGAACAGCAAGAGGGAUUGCUGCUUUCACUGCGCAGCGAUCCCUCUUGCUGUUCUGGCUUCCGAGAUUCAGAAUAUUUUUUUUCUUGUUUUCCUCCUCCAAAAACUAGGUGCGUCUUGUGGUCUGGUGCGUCUUAUAGAGCGAAAAAUACGGUAGCUUCCUUGUGAAGUUGGUGCAAGCAGACCAGGAUGAAUGUCUGGCGUAGGAAGUGUCCAAGCGCUUCAGAUCAAUUUGAAAGGUGGAAACCUAAAGUUCUCGUAUGCCCUUGAAUACGGCCAGGAAAAAUGCUGCCUUUUGCCCAUCCACUCAUCCGAAACCCCCGCCCUUCCUUGACUUUCAGAGACAACGACAAGAUCAAGAAGAAAGUUCAACAGCUGAAGGAGCUUCAGGAAUCUCUGGUGAGUCGUCCCUGGCACUGCCAUUCUUCACGCAGGACCCUGGGAUCUUUAUGCUAGGCGGGGAGGGAGGCCAACCAAAGACAAAGAAGGGAACAGGCAGAAAUAUGACCCGUGCCCUCAUCCCCGCUGGCAGCAGCGAAGAGCAGAAAUAAAUCCCGGGUUGGCAUUCUAAGGCAAGCAUGUGCAUGUGAAAUAUACUCGGAGUCAAGUGUGGAUUUCAUGCUCUUUAUUCAGCUCGUAGUAGUGAGGAAUGGAAGUUCCCCCGAAAUGUCUGCUUUAUAUACAUUAUUUACACAAUGGGCCCCACAUGACUGGCUAAUUCUGGGAUUCUCCUGUAGGCCAAUCAGGUUGUGGAUUCACUUCCACCUGGAGUUGGAUUGGGUGGCUCCUGCGGACCAAUCAUACUGCUGCAUUGUUCUAGGACCAAUCAGACUGCUGCAUUCUGAAUCCUAUUGUUCUAGGACCAAUCAGACUGCUGCAUUCUGGGUCCUAUUGUUCUAGGACCAAUCAGACUGCUGCAUUCUGGACCCUAUUGUUCUAGGACCAAUCAGACUGCUGCAUUCUGGACCCUAUUGUUCUAGGACCAAUCAGACUGCUGCCUUUUGGAUCCUAUUGUUCUAGGACCAAUCAGACUGCUGCCUUUUGGAUCCUUUUGUUCUAGGACCAAUCAGACUGCUGCCUUUUGGAUCCUAUUGUUCUAGGACCAAUCAGACUGCUGCAUUCUGGAUCCUAUUGUUCUAGGACCAAUCAGACUGCUGCCUUUUGGAUCCGAUUCAACUCAGUACAUAACAAGGGCCCAACCCCCCUGCCUGAAAUUCAGGUAGGCUGCUGCCAGUAAUCUGACUGUUUCGCUGGAAUCUGCUUCAGCACAACCCAUAGAUUAGAAAAAUGCACAAGGAGCAGUGGUCAUAAGGAUAUGAGUGGCUACAUAUCCUUAAGACCAGUGAAACAGUCAGAUUAUCCGGGAUCACUGUCCUACGUUGUUAUUCACUUACUACUUCGGACCCUGAACGCCUAAAAAGUUUUACUGCUUAGCCCACAGGAUAGCAUCUAUUACUUUGUUUCAACCAUAGACUUAUUAUACUUUUACGGACUUUCAAAGAUUGACAGGUGUGUGUUCAUUUGAUUUCAAAUAUAUUAGAGAAUUUACAAGUGUACAGUUUGUUUUUGUUGUACUAAAACAUGUAUAUUAUGCAAUAAGAAUUGCAGUGCUAUCUAGUAUACUGGUCAUCGUGUUGCUUGCGUUGUUUGUUGUGUUAAGUUUGCAACACAGGGGUUUGUUGUUCUUUAAUGGUAGGGCACGCAAGUGGCGCUGUGGGUUGAACCACAGAGCCUAGGACUUGCCGAUCAGAAGGUCGGCGGUUCGAAUCCCUGCGACAGGGUGAGCUCCCGUUGCUCAGUCCCUGCUCCUGCCAACCUAGCAGUUCGAAAGCACACCUGUGCAAGUAGAUAAAUAGGUACCGCUCCGGCGGGAAGGUAAACGGCGUUUCCGUGCGCUGCUCUGGCUUUGUCAUGCUGGCCACAUGACCCGGAAGCUGUACGCCGGCUCCCUUGGCCAAUAAAGCGAGAUGAGUGCCAUAGCCCCAGAGUCGGUCACGACUGGACCUAAUGGUCAGGGUUCCCUUUACCUUUACCUAAUGGAUGCACAACCUGACUGUCUGCAAGGGAUUCCUACACAGCAAGGUUGAUGUUGCCAGCCAUCAUGUCAUAUUUGCAGACAUCUUUGCAAUGUGGAGUUGGUCUGCCAACGGGCCUGGGGCCUGAAGGCAACUCCUCGUAGAGUACUUCCAGAGACCCCCGAGCACCAAUAUUUCGGGACCCGAAGCCCCUUCUGCUCCCAUAGUUGACGCCCCUGCUUCCUUGUAGUCCAGCAAAACACAUGUCCAAACCUGUGUUCUGCUGACAUGUGGUGUUGUGGGUACAAUGGUACCUCGGGUUACAAACACUUCGGGUUACAGACUCCGCUAACCCAGAAAUAGUACCUCGGGUUAAGAACUUUGCUUCAGGAUGAGAACAGAAAUCGUGCUCCGGCAGCGCGGCGGCAGUGGGAGGCCCCAUUAGCUAAAGUGGUGCCUCAGGUUAAGAACAGUUUCAGGUUAAGAACGGACCUCUGGAACGAAUUAAGUUCUUAACCCGAGGUACCCCUGUAGUUGUAUUCCGUCUCACCAUGGAAUAUUUUUUGAGGUCUAAAAUAAUAAACGGUGGCCCGGAAAUCUUGGGUGCAGACCUGCCUCAAUACAAACCUUUAAAUACCGUAUUUUUCGCUCUAUAACACGCACCAGACCAUAACACGCACGUAGUUUUUAGAGGAGGAAAACAAGAAAAAAAUAUUCUAAACGAAAUAGUGGAUAUAUGAUUUUUGUGGUUCAUGCUGUGGCCACAGACAUGUGAUCUGACAGUGAGUUUGGAGUAGCCCAAUGCAAAAAUCCUGAGGAUCCAUGUGGAUCCAUGCAUUGUAACCACGGAGGAGGGCAGGAAGGGGAACCAUGGAUCCUCUGCUCACGACUGCAGCAGAUCCCCCCCGCCACCCGCAGGCAUUCGCUCCAUAAUACGCACAGACAUUUCCCCUUACUUUCUAGGAGGAAAAAAGUGAGUGUUAUGGUGCAAAAAAUACGGUAUAUUGCUCCCUGGAGUGACUUGAUUUCUACAAGCGCUGACUGCACUUAGCGGCCGUUUUUCUGAUCAACUCUUUCUCUCCUUCUUUACAGCAAGACGAUAUUUAUGUUCUCGAAGAGCAGCUGUGUACGUAAGUCAAUCGCGAGUCCUUGGCUUGAGGCUGCAUUUUCAACCCCCUCACCUCCCUUUCCUUUUAAGCAACCUGGUCUGAAACGACUCUUUUAAAAUACUGUUUUCUCAUAUGCUGUGAACUUGGGGCUAGGAUGUGGGGAGACCAGGAUUCACUGAGCGACGUUGAGCCAGUUGCUCUCUGCUAACCUAAUCUAAUCUACCUCACAGGGUUGCCGUUGGGAUAAAAUGGGGAGGGGGAGACCCGUGUACACCUUGCUGGGCCUUUUGGUGGAAAGGCGGGGUAGAAAUAUAAUAAAUUUAUUUAACAUAAACAAACAUACGCAAUAAUGAAUAAGAUAAUUUGGGGUUUCAUUCGAAAUGUUUGCUCAAGCCUUUUGGGUGGGCUGGGUUUUAAAUUGCAAAUGGUUUAUUAAAUACAGUGGUACCUCGGGUUACAUAGGCUUCAGGUUACAUAGGCUUCAGGUUACAGACUCCGCUAACCCAGAAAUUGUACUUCAGGUUAAGAACUUUGCUUCAGGAUGAGAACAGAAAUCGUGUUCCGGCGGCGCGGCACCAGCAGGAGGCCCCAUUAGCUAAAGUGGUGCUUCAGGUUAAGAACAGUUUCAGGUUAAGAACGGACCUCCAGAACGAAUUAAGUACUUAACCCGAGGUACCACUGUAAAGGACUGAAAGCAAAAUCUGUGUGAUAGGCCACGAUCCAUGCCUGAAUCGCAUGCACAUCAUCGUUCCCCUUAAUUUUGGGCGGGUGCGCAUUUGUGUGCUUGCACGGGAGAAUGUUCCGGAACUGGUAGCACGCGAAGGAAAUGUUUCAUUUUCGAAAUGAUUUUUUUUUUACCUGCGACAUUUCAAAAAUGGGGACCCUGGCCCUUCAAAUUGCUCCGUCUGUAUGUGUGCUCACGUACGCACCACACACACACACACACACACGGGGCAGGGGAAAACAGACUUGAUUUUGAGAUCUAAUGCAACCUGGCAUCUGGUCCUCAAAUACAACUCGCAUUUCCAAGGAGAAGGAAGCGAAGAGGCGCCCACGGUUCAGUGAUCUUCCUUAUGCACUCCUUGUUAGCAGAUGCUGAGUGGAAGGACAGAGAGAGAGAGAGAGAGAGAGAGAGAGAGAGAGAGAGAGAGAGAAAAUGUCCCUGGAGUGAGAGGCAGUUGCCUAAUGACGAUCAAAACAAAAUGGAACUUAUUUAUAGCUUAGGUUCCAGGGACGGAGAGGGCGUUUCUGCGUCAGGAGUAGAUUUAGUUUUCCAUUUAAAAUAGGGCUACCGUAUGUCCGGAAUAUCCUGGACCUUCGCUCCUCGAAAAUGAUGUCCGGGAAAACCCAGGAGCAAGGCAGCCCAUAUCGAACUGUUGGGGUGGGGGUUUUUUUUGGCAAUUUCCUUUUAAAAUAGCUCAAAAACUUCAUUUUUUUGCGGUGGGAGGGGAGGGGGUAAAGAUUUUGCAAAAGAAAGCUCCGCAACUUUUCCACUUUUUGAAAUAUGGCAGCCCGGUUCAAAAUAUUCCUUAUCCACUCUCCACCCAGGACAGGUUAUAACAAUAUAAUGUAUCAAAACGGAUAAAACUGUUGCAAUUAUUAUUAUUAUUAUUAUUUAAGAAAAGGAAAUCCGUUCCUGCCAGAACAGAACAGUAUACAUUGAGUGAAAGCAGCAGUAUGUGUGUGCUUUUGUGUGUCCCACACCCCACCCCGCAGAAAACAAAAUGCCUUAACUGACCGGGAUCAAGAGGUGUGCAUUCACAGAAGCAGCAGAGCCUCACAGGGCGCUGCUGAAAUUUUAAAAGCCCAAAGUCUGUCACUGCAAACAGCAAAAGCUGCAUGACGAAGGUACCAGACUCACCUCUGGGGGGAAGGAGUUUCAUAAUUUGGGAGCCAACACAAAGACCGACAAGAAAAGAUGCCCACGAGAUGCUGUUGAAGGACCCAUUUAAAGUGUUACCAUACACAGAAGCCAAACUUACAUUCACAAAAUGUUUAGGGGUUAUGUGUACCCCCGCGUCCUCCCAGAAAAAAGGCACCGGUGUAAUGCGAUCAAUUAUGUGGGCCAUGGCUUAUCUUUCGUUGUUGUUUCGUCGUUUAGUCGUGUCCGACUCUUCGUGACCCCAGGGACCAGAGCACGCCAGGCCCUCCUGUCUUCCACUGCCUCCCACAGUUUUUUGGGUUUUUUUUAAUGAUAUUUAUUAAAAGUUUAAAAAUUACAGAAAAAAGAAAAAAACAACAAUAAAAAAGAGAAAAAAGAAUUUAAAAAACAUAUAAAAGCAAGACAACAGUACAGCAAAAAAAGAAAAACAAAGAAAAAACUAAAACAGACAUCCAAUAUUCCAUACCUUUACCUUUCCUUUACUUGUUUCAUCGACCUCCUCACACCUCCCUUUUUUUGUAUUCUAGUUCAAUUCACUAUUUCAGCAAAUUCUUCCCAUCUUUCUCAAUUUUUAUUCUAUAAUUUAUCUUAACAGUCUAACCUUAAAUUUUUCCAUCUUAACCCAUUAUCAAUCAGCUUUUACUUAAUUCUUUGAUGCAUUUCUACUAAAACCAUAUAGCUUCAUUCCAGCAUCCUUCUAACACUCAUUAAUUUUACAAUGUUUCUGUAAGUAUGCUUUAAAUUUUUUUCCAUUCUUCUUCCACCGACUCUUCUCCCUGGUCUCGGAUUCUGCCAGUCAUUUCCGCCAGUUCCAUGUAGUCCAUCAGCUUCAUCUGCCAUUCUUCCCUGGUGGGUAUAUCUUGUGUCUUCCAACACUGCCUCCCACAGUUUGGUCAGGCUCAUGCUGGUAGCUUCGAGAACACUGUCCAACCAUCUCGUCCUCUGUAGUCCCCUUCUCCUUGUGCCCUCCAUCUUUCCCAGCAUCAGGGUCUUUUCCAGGGAGUCUUCUCUUCUCAUGAGGUGGCCAAAGUCUUGGAGCCUCAGCUUCAGGAUCUGUCCUUCCAGUGAGCACUCAGGGCUGAUUUCCUUAAGAAUGGAUAGGUUUGAUCUUCUUGCAGUCCAUGGGACUCUCAAGAGUCUCCUCCAGCACCCAUAAUUCAAAAGCAUCCAUUCUUUGGCGAUCAGCCUUCUUUAUGGUCCAGCUCUCACUUCCAUACAUCACUACUGGGAAAACCAUGGCUUUAACUAUACGGACCUUUGUUGGCAAGGUGAUGUCUCUGCUUUUUAAGAUGUUGUCUAGGUUUGUCAUUGCUUUUCUCCCAAGAAGCAGGCGUCUUUUAAUUUCAUGACUGUUUAUCUACCCCCCCUCCAUAUUUUAUUCAAGUUGGCCCCCCUGGUAUCAUAUCACGAUAAACCGCCAUGGCUUCUUCCCUGAAGAAUUCUGGGAAGUGUAGUUCGUUAAAGGUGCUGCGAACUGCCUGGGGGCACGUGUUCUCCUCAGAGAGCUAAAAUCCCCCAGAGUUCCCCGUGAAAAGGGAUUGAUUGGGAAACCACUCUGGGAACGGUAAUCAGGGUCUCCUAACAACUCUCAGCGCGCUUAACAAACUAAUAGGUUAUUGUAUUUUAGUGUUUUGUUGGAAGCCGCCCAGAAUGGCUGGGGGGACCCAGCCAGAUGGGCGGGGUAUAAAUAAUAAAUUAUUAUUAUUAUUAUUAUUAUUAUUAUUAUUAGGCCCGGGGGGCCGGAUCCGGCCCAAUCGCCUCCUCAAUCCUGCCCACAGACGGUCUGGGAAUCAGCGUGUUUUUACACGAGUAGAAUGUGCCCUUUUAUUUAAAAUGCAUCUCUGGGUUAUUUGUGGGGCAUAGGAAUUUGUUCAUUCUUUUUUCAAAAUAUAGUCCGGCCCCCCACAUGGUCUGAGUGAUGGUAGACUGGCCCAUGGCUGACAAAGUUUGCUGACCCCUGAUCUAUGGGGCAGUCCCUGCGCCCGCAAGAAAACAUAUCUCCCAAGUUCUCCCUGCCAGGUACAGUUCUCUCCCUCACCUUACACCUCUGGUUUCCCAACCCCUUCCUUGCGGCAUUCUUAUUCUCCCCCCUCCCCAAUUUUCCCUUUCUCUGUAAGAAACCCCCCCUCCCGCUUCCAGCCUCCCCUCACUCCUUUUCGGUCUCAUUUGCUUUUUCACCCCAUGGGCGUAGCCAGGAUUUUUUCACCCCAUGGGCGUAGCCAGAAGGGGGACAGAACCUCCGUUUACUAUGUAUUUUUAUUGAUUGGGGGGCAGCUGCCCCUCCCUGGCUACACCCGUGCCCCCUCCAAUCAAGUAUAUAAAUAAAAAUUCUUAGCUAGCUGACCGAUUGCGUCUCAGAUAACUCGGUUCUGUCCCCUCUGACAUAAAGCCUCUCUCUCCCUGCCCCCCCCCCCUAAAUCCUGGCUACAGUCUGGCUAUACCAACUGCACUGGCUCCCAGUGGAGCACAGGGUCAGGUUUAAGGUGCGAGUUUUGACCUUUAAAGCCCUAUGUGGCCUAGGACCCACGUACCUACGGGACCGCCUCUCCUGGUAUGCCCUGUGGAGGACCUUAAGGUCCGCAAAUGACAACAUUUUGAAGGUCCCAGGUCGCAAGGUGGUUAGAUUGGUCGCAACUAGGGCCAGGGCCUUUUCAGUACUGGCCCUGACUUGGUGGAACGCUCUGUCACAAGAGACCAGGGCCCUGCGGGACUUGACAUCUUUCCGCAGGGCCCGCAAGACAGAGCUGUUCCGCCUGGCCUUUGGCUUGGACUCGGUCUGACCCUUAUGUUUCCCUCCCCUUAUGGUCUUGAUUUAUUAGCUACUUUAAAAUGAGGCUACAUUUUAAAUUGCAUUUUAACCUGUAUUUUAAAUUGGUCCCCCCCUCUCUUUUUCCCCUAUUAUGUUAUUAUUAUUAUUAUCCAUGUUUAACCCUCAUUUCCCGGACCAGAUAUGUGGGUCCUGUCCCCACACAAACUCUUGUCCCACUUUGGAACCCCUUCUUAACCAGCCUGACACUGCCCACAUUUUCCUUCUUGGGGUAUACAGUGGUACCUCGAGUUAAGAACUUAAUUUGUUCCGGAGGUCCGUUCUUAACCUGAAACUGUUCUUAACCUGAAGCACCAUUUUAGCUAACUGGGCCUCUCGCUGCCACUGCACCACCGCCGCACAAUUUUUGUUCUCAUCCUAAAGCAAAGUUCUUAACCCGAGGUACUAUUUCUGGGUUAGCGGAGUCUGUAACCUGAAGCGUCUGUAAUCUGAGGUACCACUGUAUAUAAAUGUGUGUGUGUGUGUGUGUGCAGGCAGGACAUCCUAAAUGGGACCAGCCUGUCCCCAAAUUCCUACUGACAUUGAGCAUCUCCUUCCCUCCUUUCCUGCCUGUCGCGAGGGAUUGCUAUGCUCUGGAGUCAUUUCAGCACCAGGUAAUAAUAAUAAACAAACAAAGGUAAAGGUAAAGAGAGCCCUGACCGUUAGGUCCAGUCGUGGUCAACUCUGGGGUUGCGGCGCUCAUCUCGCUUUACUGGCUUCCGGGUCACGUGGCCAGCAUGACUAAGCCGCUUCUGGCGAACCAGAGCAGCGCACAGAAACGCCGUUUACCUUCCUGCCAGAGUGGUACCUAUUUAUCUACUUGCACUUUGACAUGCUUUCAAAUUGCUAAAUUGGCAGAAGCAGGGACCGAGCAACGGGAGCUCACCCCAUCACGGGGAUUCGAACCGCCGACCUUCUGAUCGGCAAGUCCUAGACUCUGUGGUUUAACCCACAGCGCCACAAACAAACAAACAAACAACCCCCCACCUGACCUGUAUUUUGUCUGCAGAAAGGUGGCAACCCCUGGGUGAAUCGGGUUUAGUACUAAUAAAUUUGCACCUCUACUCUGGUCCUAGUUUUGCAGCUGACUUCUGUUCUCUCCAAAUGUCCUUUCCUCCCCCCCCCUCCCCCAGGUUCCUGUACUUGCCAAGGGGAGAACAAAAGGUAGGGCUGUUUUAUGCCUUCUGGUGUGACUUUAUCGAUUACACAAAUAACGAGGCAUAUGGUAAAACGGUGCCUAUAGUCUGGAGCACGGUUUGGACUUCGUGAAGCACAUCUUAUUUUUCCUUUCCCCUUUCCUAUAAAUUCUAAUCGCUACUGAUCCAAAAUACCAGCCACCAGUCUAAGGAACACACAGCAAUAGACAUCAUUUCAUAUCAGUAGCAACCGUAAUAAUUUUGGUAUACGCACCUUGACGCAAUGUUGUUAACACAUUCAGAAAUGUUUAUUGUUUAAUUUCUGUUCUGUUUCUGUUGAAUUUCUCUUUUUAUUUCUAAUUGUUGUUUAAUUUCUGUUUCCAUGUAAACUGUCGUUACGUUGUACACUCCAGUGCAAAGAUAUAUCUCAGUGCCACCGCGCUUUAAAGAUGAAAAUAAAUAAAUAAAUAAAUAAAUAAAUAAAUAAAUAAAACCUACAUUACAGAAGAAAAAGUAAAGCACUGCCUGUUGUAUCUGGACUUCCCCUAUUCUCAAAUCUCUUCUUCCUGUCCCAAAACAGUGUUUUUCCCUUUCCUGGAUCAGCCUGCACGUGAUCCUAGCACAUUUGUGGCGACGUAUUCCUUAGUGAUUGUAACGGUGUGAAGGCUAAACUACAGGGCCCAGAAUUCUCUGAGGGAAAUAAUGUGCUCCGAAUGUGCUUUAAAUUCAAAUUUAGCACAAUUCAAAGUGUUGGUGCUGACCUUUAAAGCCCUAAACAGCCUCGGUCCUGUAUACCUGAAGGAGCAUCUCCACCCCCAUCGUUCAGCCUGGACACUGAGAUCCAGCACUGAGGGCCUUCUGGCGGUUCCCUCAUUGCGAGAAGUGAGGUUACAGGGAACCAGACAGAGGGCCUUCUCGGUAGUGGCACCCACCCUGUGGAACGCCCUCCCUUCAGAUGUCAAAGAGAUAAACAACUACCUGACAUUCAGAAGACAUCUUAAGGCAGCCCUGUUCAGGGAAGUUUUUAAUGUGUGACAUUUUAGUGUAUUUUUUGUCUCUGUGGAAGCCGCCCAGAGUGGCUGGGGAAACCCAGCCAGAUGGGCGGGGUACAAAUAAAUUGUUGUUGUUGUUAAAGGUCUGACUUUGAGAACAGCUUUGCCUGGGACACAGAUUCUGUUUCCCAUAAGAGUUCCCUUGCUUGCAGUGUGGUGUAGUGGUUAAGAGAGGUGGACUCGUAAUCUGGUGAACCGGGUUCAGGUCUCCGCUCCUCCACAUGCAGCUGCUGGGUGACAUUGGGCCAGUCACACUUCUCUGAAGUCUCUCAGCCCCACUCACCUCACAGAGUGUUUGUUGUGGGGGAGGAAGGGAAAGGAGAAUGUUAGCUGUUUUGAGACUCCUUCGGGUAGUGACAAAGCGGGAUAUCAAAUCCAAACUCUUCUUCUUCUUCAAUUGGCUGGAAUGUGUAUAUUUGCAUUCAUUUCCCCACCACCACCUCAAUAAAGUCACCGGGCACAAUUUGGGUUGACAAGAGUUCUGGAUUUUGCAUGUUACUGGCAGAUGGCAAAUUUUUGGAAGCAGGGUUUCCUGCGCUCACAACCUUUGUGAGUCCUAGGAAGUUGAAGAGGUUAUGCGCUAGGAACUAUUCUCCUCCUGGAAACGCCUAGUCCAAUUAAUGUCGCGUUUCGACCUCGGAUGCCCCCACUUCCAAAAGCUUUGCGCACUGCUCCUGAAACAUCCAAGACUGUUGAACCGAAAGGAGAGUGGUUGGCGUCACGAAAGACCCUGCUCUCUGUCCUACCCCAUCCAUUUUUCUAACUUCACAGCCGCACCAUAUAUCUAAAGCACAUUUAAGGCGCGUAUCUUUCCCCAAAGAAUAAUGGGAACGGUAAGGUAAAGGGACCCCUGACCAUUAGGUCCAGUUGCGGACGACUCUGGGGUUGCGACGCUCAUCUCGCUUUACUGGCCGAGGGAACCGGCGUACAGCUUCCGGGUCAUGUGGCCAGCAUGACCAAGCCGCUUCUGGCGAACCAGAGCAGCACACGGAAACACUGUUUACCUUCCCGCCGGAGUGGUACCUAUUUAUCUACUUGCACUGGCGUGCUUUUGAACUGCUGGGUUGGCAGGAGCAGGGACUAAGCAACGGGAGCUCACCCCGUCGCGGGGAUUCGAACCGCUGACCUUCUGAUCGGCAAGUCCUAGGCUCUGUGGUUUAACCCACAGCACCACCCACGUCCCUACUGGGAAUGGUAGUUUUCCCCUAACAGAUUUAUAAUUCCCGGCAAUCUUAGCAAACUAACAGAUUUAUAAUUCCCGGCAAUCUUAGCAAACUACAGAAUUCUUUGGGAGGAUUCGUGCACUUUAAAUUCACUUUAUACACCUCACAUUUAAGGUGCAUGACUUCCUCCGAAGAAUCCUGGGAACUGUAAAGGUAAAGGUAAAAGACCCCUGGAUGGUUAAGUCCUGUCAAAGGCAACUAUGGGGUUGGGGUGCUCAUCUCGCUUUUAGGCCGAGGGAGGCGGCGUUUGUCCGCAGACAGUUUUCCAGGUCACGUGGCCAGCAGGACGAAACUGUUUCUGGCGCAACGGAAUAACAUGAUGGAAGCCGGAGUGCAAGGAAACGCCAUUUACCUUCCUGCUGCAGUGAUACCUAUUUAUCUACUUGCACUGGUGUGCUUUCGAACUGCUAGGUUGGCAUGAACUGGGACAGAGCAACGGGAGCUCACCCCGUCACAGGGAUUCGAACCGCCAACCUUCUGAUUGGCAAGCCCAACACUAUUAUACUUAUUUUAUGAUUACUAUUUAUUAAAUUUGUAUGCCGCCCUUCAUUCAAAGAUCCCAGGGCAUCCCAAACCCUCGGUGGGUUAGGAACUUCCCCUGCAUGCAAAGCCAGACUCUGGCGGAUUGAGCGGUCAAGACCAAGAGUAGCUCCAGCGGUCAAGAAGGCAGUUUCUGCAUGUGCUAUAGAGGGGAGUGAGGGGCAGGUGGGACUCGUCCACCCGGGAAGAGAGCCCAUCUCUGAUCCUAAACCUCUGCUGCCUUGCGGGAUAAUAAUAAUAAUAUAAUAAUUUAUUAUUUAUACCCCGCCCAUCUGGCUGGGUUUCCCCAGCCACUCUGGACGGCUCCCAACAAAGUAUUAAAAUACAGUGGUCUGUUAAAAAUUAAAAGCUUCCCUAAACAGGGCUGCCUUCAGAUGUCUUCUAAAAGUCUGGAAGGUGUUCUUCUCUUUGACAUCUGGUGGGAGGGUGUUCCACAGGGCGGGUGCCACUACUGAGAAGGCCCUCUGCCUGGUUCCCUGUAGCUUUGCUUCUCGCAGUAAGGAAACCACCAAAAGGCCCUCGGUGCUGGACCUCAGUGUCUGGGCUGAACGAUGGGGGUGGAGACACUCCUUCAGGUAUACUGGACCGAAGUCGUUGAGGGCUUUAAAAGUCAGCACCAACACUUUGAAUUGUGCUCAGAAGUGUACUGGGAGCCAAUGUAGAUCUUUCAAGCCGGUGUUAUGUUGUCUCGGCAACCGCUCCCAAUCACCUGUCUAGCUGCUGCAUUCUGGAUAAAUUGUAGUUUAUUGGUCACCUUCAAAGGUAGCCCCAUGUAGAGCGCAUUGCAGUAGUCCAAGCGGGAGAUAACCAGAGCAUGCACCACUCUGAGGAGACAGUCUGCGGGCAGGUAGGGUCUCAGCCUGCAUACCAGAUGGAGCUGGUAAACAGCUGCCCUGGACACAGAAUUAACCUGCGCCUCCAUGGACAGCUGUGAGUCCAAAAUGACUCCCAGGCUGCGCACCUGGUCCUUCAGGGGCACAGUUACCCCAUUCAGAAGCAGGGAGUCCUCCAAACCUGCCCGCCCCCUGUCCCCCCAGAACAGUACUUCUGUCUUGUCAGGAUUCAACCUCAACCUGUUAGCCGCCAUCCAUCCUUUGGGAGAAGGCUCAGGAGUAGACCCUACACAAAUCCGGAGUCCCUAAGGCGGUUGGCUGGCGCCUUGUACGCCUCCUCCCAGCAAUUCCUUCAUCCCAGCUGGUGCCAAAUGUCUUGCUCUGCUAUCCUUUGGACCACAUCAGCGAUGCCCAGAGGCAGGGAUCUUGCAGUCUGGCCUUUGCAGAUUAAACCGUGGGGAAUUGAGAGCGGUUGCUGCGUCUUAAUGAGCACAGAUGGGGGCUAAUCACUCCUUUCCUUUUCUCCUCAGACGAGAAAACACCGAGCCACUGAGUCUGUGACGAGGUCAGAGCCAGCUGAGAGAUCGACCCCAGCUCUUUGCCACUGUGGGAUGCAAACAGAAGCUUCUGGAAUAAACUCUUGUCUUCUGUUUGCGAUUUUUGGAUUAGGAAGGGUGGCUCUGAAGUUCUGACGUGUGAGGCUAGCCUUCUGAAGGAGGCAUGGGCAGUUUACCCGACGGGAAGCAGAGCUUGCUGCCCCCGCCCCCCCGAUCCCUGUCCAGUUUGAAUCCUCUGCCAACAGCCACACCCCAGUGGUAAGGACAGCUGCUUGGCAGGCAGAAGGGCUGAAAUAUACUCAGGGUCAAGAGUGGAUUUCAUGCUCUUUAUUCAGCUCAUAGUGAUGAGGAGGAAAUGGAAGUUUCCCCAGAAUGUCUGCUUUAUAUAGAUUAUUUACACAAUGGGCCCCACGUGAUUGGCUAAUUCCGGGAUUCACCUGUAGGCCAAUCAGGUUGUGGAUUCACUUCCACCUGGAGCUAGAUUGGGUGGCUCCUGUGGACCAAUCAGACUGCUGCAUUCUGGACCCUAUUGUUCUAGGACCAAUCAGACUGCUGCAUUCUGGACCCUAUUGUUCUAGGACCAAUCAGACUGCUGCAUUCUGGACCCUAUUGUUCUAGGACCAAUCAGACUGCUGCAUUCUGGACCCUAUUGUUCUAGGACCAAUCAGACUGCUGCAUUCUGGACCCUAUUGUUCUAGGACCAAUCAGACUGCUGCAUUCUGGAUCCUAUUGUUCUAGGACCAAUCAGACUGCUGCAUUCUGGAUCCUAUUGUUCUAGGACCAAUCAGACCGCUGCAUUCUGAAUCCUAUUGUUCUAGGACCAAUCAGACCGCUGCCUUUUGGAUCCUAUUCAGCUCAGUACAUAACAAGGGCCCAACUCCCCUGCCUGAAAUUCAGAUAAGCUGCUGCCAGUCAGUGUAGGCAGUACUAAGGUAGUUGGACCAAUGGUCUAACUAGGUAUAGAAGGCUCAUAGAAUCAUGAAGGGCUGUUGGGUUGUGGUUUUUAUUUUGAUUAUAUAUGUUGUGGUUUUAUAUUCUGAUUUUGUUCUGUGAACCGCCCUGAGACCUUUGGGUAUAGGGCAGUAUAUAAAUUCAUUCAAUCAAUCAAUCAAUCAAUCAAUCAAUCAAUCAAUCAAGGAAGGGACCCUGGGGGUCAUCUAGCUCAACCCCCUGCAAUGCAGGAAUAUGAAACCGUCCCCUUAACGGGGAUCGAACCUGCAACCGUGGCGGUGUUAGCACCACGCUCUAUCCAACUGAGUUGUCUAAUAUUUAUCUAGCUCCUGUGUUCGUUGUUAUGAAGGCGCUAAGAACUACAGUUCCAAAAAGUGUCUUUCAGUGGCAAAUGCAUUUUUAUUUUUAAGAUUUGAAAAUGGCUUUGCUUUGGCAUGCAGACAUGUCCUAGAGCAAGGGAACCUCAGGUCCAAGGUCAAUGUGGCCCUCUAGACUUAUUUACCUGGCCCUCAAUAUUCGCUCCAGGUCACACCCUGUUUUCUCCUGGCUAGAACGCAGCCUUGAAUUCUGAUAAUCCUGGAUGGAGGAUAGAGAGCGUCGGGUGUGGGUGGGUGUCAAACAGCUAACUGUACAAAGGCAAAAAAAAUUAUAUUCAUUGCUCCACCCACCCUUGACUCUGACCCCGACCACUCUUUGUAUGUGGCCCCUGGAAGGCAGCCCUGAAUGGAAUGUGGCCCUUAAGCUGAUAAAGAUUCCCCAUGGCUACCCUAAAGGGACUGUCCUUCUCUUCUCUGCACCGGGCAGUUUCACCUUCAAGGCGAAGUUGCAGUUCGGGCCUCUUCAGGAGCUGAGCUUGCUGGAUCAACACCAGCCCCCAUGUUCAGCUCGCUGCAAAAGGGAUUCCAGCUGUGUUUUGCAAACUCCACUGGGAUCGCACGGCUAACCAGGGAGAAGCAUCUGCAAGCUGUAAUCCGUUGAAAAAUAGCCACAUGCACAAGAGGUACUUCCUUGUGGCUUGGCGUCCUUCAUGCACAUUUUGCAAGCUGCUGAAAGAAACACUUAAGGCAACUGGUGUUUGUGGUUCGAGGACCCGACCCCCGCGAUGUGAAAUAAAUACACAAGGACACGUGAUAUAAGGUUAAUGGGCAAGAAAAGGCCACAACUUUAUUGAUUACAGCAGUGAAAAGGUAUUGGCUUAGGCAUUGGAUGUCUAAAACAAGGGGGUUUAUUCACCAGUAGGUGGAGCCUGUUGAUGCUAAUCCAACUAUAGGCUCUCCCUGAUGUCACCGGGGUCGUGCCAUGGCCUCCCGCCAAGCAGGCAUCGGACAGAGUACACGACCGCCAGAUUCCUUUAACGGAAUACCCAAAAUUGAAGGCAUAGACGAUGGCCACACCCAGCCCUUCGACACACCACAACACAUUAUUCCAAUGCCUAACCUACCCACCAAUACCACAAAAAGUUGUGACGAUUGCUACGAGGUAGGCGAAAAAACCAAAAAGCCGAAUGCCAAAUGGAAAAAUUCCUACCAGGCCCCCUAGACAACCAGGGCGACCAACCUAAGGUCCAUAGCAAGGCCAAAGAACAAAGACCCUGAGCUAAAAGGGAGCGGAGGGUGGGUGACUCACGACGAGAGGACGGAGAAGAAUGAGGCCGAGGAGAGGCUGGCACCACCGCAAAAGGCUGCUGAACACGCCCCCUCGAAGGCACCUGGUUGGAUGCCUGCCAAGGGGGCGUGGGCGCCAGCCAGGUGAGAGGAGGAGGCAGGGGGCUAAUGCCCCCUGCUAGGGGCGGUGCUUGGGCUCCCACCCACAACCACUCCCCUCUCUUCCAGGGAGGAGAGUCUUUUCUGCAGCGGCUGCACCUAUAUGUGCACGAGAGAGGUGGGUUUUUUUGGGGUUCACACCCCAGAAGGCAACCCCACUGCCAGCCUCUAAACCCCCUGGUCUUCCUCCUCUUCCUUCUUACCUCUGGGCUCCUGUAGACAACCUACCUACUGAACAGUUAUCCCAGUAUCCUUGCAAAAAGCUUACAAGGACACUAUAUUGUAUCCGAUCCCUACUAAGCAUCCCUUCUGAUUUCUACACAGGGAGGGGUUUCCCCCCCUCAAUUUAUUUUAUUUUUAAUAUAUAUAUAAAUUUCCAGAAAUUCCACAUAUAAUUCCAAUACAUUAAAAAAAAAAUCUUUUAUAUUAUCAACUUCCCAUCCCAUUUUCCAUGAUGUUUUUCUUAUCCUCACCCGCCUUGCUGCACCUGGUCUUCCCUUUUUUACAUCGUAAUCAUAACACAAGAGUCCAGGGGUCAGGAAACUCCCUCAGACCUUGUAGGAGGCCGGACUAUUUACUUUUGGGGGGGGGUGAACGAAUUCCUAUGCCCCACAAAUAACCCAGAGAUGCAUUUUAAAUAAAAGGACACAUUCUACUCAUGUAAAAACACCAGGCAAGCCCCACAAAUAACCCAGAGAUGCAUUUUAAAUAAAAGGGCACAUUCUACUCUUGUAAAAACACGCUGAUUCCCGGACUAUCCAUGGGCCAGAUUGAGAAGGCGACUGGGCCGGAUCCGGCCCCUGGGCCUUAGUUUGCCCACCCAUGCAAUAGUCUCUCAUGCUUUCUGUUGCUUAUAGAUCAAAUCCCACUCGCAGGUUCUUCCUAUUAUAUUUCUUCAAAUAAUCCACAAAGGGUUCAAAAGCCUUCAAAAAAACCCCCAGUCUCCAUUAGAUUCUCUUAUUCUAGCUGUUAGCUUUGCUGAUUUGACAUGGUCCAUAACUUUGCUAAUCCAUUCUUCCUUUUGCUGGCAGGUUCCAUCACGACGAGAAUUCACUCAUCCCUGUUUCCUUGAAGGGUCCUUUAGAUGUUUUCCCUUUGGUCCUUUGCCCACCCCACACUUUUCAGCGUUUCCCUAUCUCUUUCCUAACUGCUGGAAGUCGCUUCUAAAGAAGUGCCUCGAUUGUGCUAAGAGUGACAAAUGGCUCCAAUUCAACGUAACUCUGCAAAUCUUAAUUCCCAGUUUGUGCCUGAAUCCCACCUGCUGAACACUAGUGACGUGGAGCCACCUGAAGAAAGUAAGAUGAGCCCUGGAACAUGCCCAAAUCCCUUCUAAUCUAGCACUCUCCUUUGCUCAAGUUGGCCAACCGGAUGCCCACUUCUGUCCACCUUCUAGAUCCCUUAUCCUCAGGACUCGGGUGAAACACUGCAUGUAUCCAAGGUGAACGGCCAAGCCAGCUUGGGCCUCUCUAAGAUGUGAGUGUCCACCUUGUGCUCCUAGCUUGCCUUCCCCUUUUAGAGUCUGGGUAUCCAGCCUUCUUUUUUUUUAUAAGAUAUUUAUUAAAGUUUAGACAUUACAAAGAAAAGAAAAGAGAAACAAAAGAAAAAUACAAGCAAUAAACAGUUACAAAGCCUCAAAAACAAAAAAUGAAUACAGUAAUACAAAACAUCAACAAUACAAAAAAGAAAAAAAAGAAAAAACAAAAGCAUUUAAAAAACACAAAAGAGAACAAACAAACAUAAAAAGGACCCCAUAUUUUCAUAUCUUUCAUUUGCUUAUUUCCUCAACUUCCUCACACCUCCUUUUUUUGUAUUCUAGUUCAAUUAAUUAUUCCAGCAAGUCCUUUCCCUCUUUCUCAAAUUUAGUUCCAUAAUUUAUCUUAACGCAAUUUAGACUUAAAUUUACAUCUUUACCCAAUGUCAAUCUAUUCAUACUUAAUUCUUUAUAGUAUUUCUACUAAAGUCAUAUAGCUUCUUUCCAGCAUCCUUCUAACAUUCAUUAAUUUUAGAGUAUUUCUGUAAAUAUACUUUAAAUUUUUUCCAAUCUUCUUCCACCGACUCUUCUCCCUGGUCUCGGAUUCUGCCAGUCAUUUCCGCCAAUUCCAUGUAGUCCAUCAGCUUCAUCUGCCAUGGGUAUCCAGCCUUCAUUUGGGGGACGACCAUUCUCUGAAGGACCUUGUUCCAUUUGCUUUCUCCAUUUUAUCAUCAAAAGUGGGCCUGAGAGGCCAGAUUGGGGGGGGGGGAGCCCUCUCCAUUGACCCUUGUUUCCCAUUGCCCAUUUCUAGAGAUCAGGGCUUUCUGUUGGAGACGGUGCAAACCAGCCGUCUCCACUAA
Molecule: messenger RNA, 26292 nt
Organism: Podarcis lilfordi (Lilford's wall lizard)
Lineage: Eukaryota; Metazoa; Chordata; Lepidosauria; Squamata; Lacertidae
Source: the annotation of a GenBank genome assembly